Molecule: messenger RNA, 1705 nt
Organism: Portunus trituberculatus (swimming crab)
Lineage: Eukaryota; Metazoa; Arthropoda; Malacostraca; Decapoda; Portunidae
Product: 2-(hydroxymethyl)glutarate dehydrogenase-like
Exons: 8
Coding region: 70-1239 (389 amino acids)
Biological process (GO): L-valine catabolic process
Cellular component (GO): mitochondrion
Molecular function (GO): NADP binding; NAD binding; 3-hydroxyisobutyrate dehydrogenase activity
Source: RefSeq, a predicted model, not a curated record
GCUGGUAGGUGCGAGGUAACGCGGGAGGGAGGGGUGCUGGUAACUUCGGGCUCCUCUUAUAGAGAAGAAAUGGCUGCCAAUCUUCGUGCUCGGGGUGUGGGUGGCUUUGGCUUCGGCAGGAUGUGGCUGGCGGCUUCGGGGCGCGUGACGUCCUGCAUUGGGGGAAGUCGCUGCCACAAACAAGGAUCAGGACAAGGAGCAGUGUUUGGAUCUCGUCCCUUCAUGCGAAACCUCACCACUACUUCGAAAGACACCAAGAUUGGCAUCAUUGGCAUCGGUCAAGUUGGGGCGGCAGUGGCGGGGAACCUCCUGAAGAAUGGGUACCAGGUGACGGCAAUCAGUGACCCGGAGACCUCUAGAAUGGCCCACCUGCCGUCCUCCAUCCCCCGCUGCUCCUCCCCCGCUGAGGUGCUGAGUCUCUCCGAUGUGGUGCUGACCUGUCUGCCUAAGCCUACUCACGUGAAGACGGUAGCGGAGAGCAGUGACGGCCUACUUGCAAACUUCACAGCUGGCAAAAUAUGGGUGGAUCAUUCUACUACCGAAUAUGAACAAACUAUCGAGUACAUGAAGGAGGUGGAGGGCAAGGGCGGCUACAUGGUGGAGUCGCCCAUCACAGGAGGCCUCGAUGCGCUGAGAAAGGGACAAAUGGUGGCGUACGUGGGAGGAAGGAAGGAUGUGACUGAUGCUAUUAUGCCGAUACUGGAGGCUUCCUACAUGACGGUGUUCUACGUGGGUCCUACUGUGGGCACCGCUAUGGUCAUCAAAGUGGUGUCCAACAUGCUGUGCUGUGUCCAUGUGGUCGCCAUGGGAGAGGCCCUUAUGCUGGGAAAGCGCGCUAAUAUCGACCUCAGGACCUUUUGGGACGGCAUCAGGCUAAGUGUCGGGAACAGCUUCGUGUGGGAGACGGCUGCCCCUGUGGUGUUCAACGGGGGAGAGUAUGACCCUGGAUUCUCUCUCUCCCUGCAGAACAAGGACCUACAGCUGGGAUACGAUAUGGCGAGGAAAUUCAAGGUACCCAUGGCGCUGCACCAACACACACUUAGCACCUACAGGGCGGCAGAGUACCAGUUCGGAGAGGAGGCGGGGUGCUACAUCGUUCCUAGGGCCCUUGAGCUUGCCCUGAACGAGUACCUGCAGAUCCCGGGCUUCUCCAAGUGGGAAUACAACAACGUAGUGGCUGAUGGCUCCCUCAAUGUCACCCACGAGGCUAUUGAGGACCCGAAGAAGGCGAAGGAGUAAGUUGGUUUUGAUGGGUUUAGAAGAUUUUUUAUUUUUACGUUUUUUUUCUUUUCGUGGCGAUAAAUGUUUGCCUCAGCGUCACUCCAAAAGCUAUUGAUGACCCGAAGGAGGCGCUGAAGAAGGAGUAAGUUGGUUUUGAUGGGUUUAGAAGGUUUUUUUUUGUCAUUAUUAUUAUUUUUUUUUUACAUUUUUUUUCUUUACACGAUGAUAAAUGUUUGCUUCAGCGUCACUACAGAGGGUACUGAAGACAACAAGAAGGCGCAGUAAAAGGAAUAGGUGUGUUUUGAUGGUUUUAGAGCAGUGGUUCCUAAACUGUGGGCCAUGACUCCCUGGGACGCCAUGUGGCAGAAUGCAAGGGGUCAUAAUCUGAGGAUAUGAUGUGUGUAUACAACCAAUGGAGUUUAGCAGGUAGGCAGCAAGUGGAGGCGACUUACAUGUAUGAGAUCAAUAAAAUUACAGGAUUUGU